AUGCUGGCAGCUACAAAACAACCUAUUAGGCCAUUAGGCGAUAAACCCGUUUCCAUUGACAAAACUGUCAACAACUUCGUCAAUUUAAGUACAAACAUAGCUGAUAAGAAUAGAAAUAAGACUACUAAUGCUACUAAUAUGAACCAACAAGCCGAUCAUAUAAAUAUUACUUCUGCACCCACUUCCACGUUUAAUAAAAAUAUUAAUUCUCCAGAUUAUAGCUACUAUUUAAAUUAUUCUGUCGAAUCUCCCAUGGCUACAGACUCCUCAACUACACCUUUUAGUAAUAAUGAAACUACUAGUGGUAAUCUAUAUCCACCUUUUUCACAAAAAUCAGAUAAUAAUAACAUAUCAAGCCCUAAAACUAAAAACAACAAUAACAACGACAGUAAUAAUAACAAUAACAAACUAGAUCCUGCUGCAACUAUCCAUUUCCCUAUAGAUAACCAAAUGAAUGAUUUCUCAGGUUCAAAAGAUAACUACCUUAUUAACAAUCCAUCUAAUAGAUCAUCUUCCUCUAUCUCUUCUUCUAUUACAAAAUUAAACACUGCUAGUAAUAGCACAGCAAAUUUAUCAAAAUUAAAUUUUAGAUUGAAUUAUGGUACUUCUACUACAAGUUCUUCGGACAAGACUGUUUCAAAUCCAAAUAAUGAUCACAAUUCAGUCUCUACUAAUGAAAAUAAUAAAAUCCAUAGUUCUGCUCCUUCAACAAAUAGUAAUAUAGAUGGGUUAACAUUAACUAAUGAUUCACCAAUUAAUAAUUUGUCUGGUCCUUCUGCUAUGAAUGAUUUAUUAGAAUUACUAGAUGCAAAGGAAACCGAAAAACAACAAAAUAAUAGUAUACUGGAUACAACUACUGCAGAAAUUGCUGAUAGUAAUGAUAGUAACAACAAUAAUAAUAAGCCAUUUUCAUUCCUUGAUGAUUCCUCCCCAUUAACAUUGCAAUAUAAUACAGAAAAUGAUUUUCUUCAACUAGAUGACGUAUUUGGAAAUGAUACUUUACCUAUUAAUAGGAGAACAAGUAUCGUGGUAAAUAAUAAAUUCCCAAGUUUGACAAGUACAAGAAAUUCUAUAUCUCAUAAUGUAGAUUUUUGGAAUAUGAACCCAAAGAAAUCUAACGAGAUUGAUUCUUCUUCUAUGAAUAUUGAUCCAACGAAUACAGAGUUUUCUAAUAACAUUUUAAACAUUGAUAGCAAUAAUAAUGUAAACACUAAUUCUAUUUCCACACAGCCAAUUAAUGAUAAUGUUACUCAGGUAUUAAGUGGUUAUAAUAUGGAUUUUUCAAAGGAUAUUAGCAAAUCUAACAGUACUAUCCAUAACACUUCCACUAAUUCUACUGGAAAUAAUGACAGUAAUACAAUCUCUACAGAUUUUAAUAAUUCCUUAUAUUCACCAAAGCAAAAUACCUCACAUAAACAAAGAACUUCUGUUCCUUUGAUAUCUGAGUCUCUAAAUAGUUCAUUUUAUGCAAACAGUAACGAUAAUGAUCAAAUAUUGACAGUAGAUAAUAAUAGUAUCGGUUUUAAUCCCAAAUUCAGUAUUGAUGAUGAUAAUAUACCAUUACCAACUUUAAAUAACGACGAUUUCAAUAUGACUGCAUUUAAGAACAAUCUUUUUGAUACUGAUACUAUUAAUGAGAAUAACUCUUCUACACUAAACAAUAAUGUUUUAUCUACACCGGGAAGGCCGGAGAUCGGCAAUGAAACAUUCAUUAAUAAUAAUAUAAAUGAUUUUUUUAAUCAAUUGAACGACACAUCGAUGGAAAAGAAAUUUAUUAAACCAUCAAUGAUGUUAUCUGAAAAAGCUUCAAUUGCAGCUAAAUUGGCUAUCAAAGGAAUCCCUAAAGUUGAAACAUUCCCUACAAUAGAUACACAACCAUAUACCCAUCCAACAAGGAUUACUAAAAGAAAAUCGGUAUCCUCAAUGGCCUCAAGUGGGUCUACUAUACAUAAACAUGCAUACACUAAUGCAAGAAGAAAAUCAACCGUUGGUGUGGUAAGAUCAUCAUCAGCAAUGACACCAAAUGUAUCAAUUUCAGCUGUAACAAACAAUAAGAAUGUUUUAGCUAGCCCUACAUCUGGAUCUCAUUCCACAGACCAUGAGAAUAUUGAAGAGAAGCCAUUCCAAUGUGCAGAAUGCCCUAAGGCUUUUAAAAGAAGUGAACACCUUAAGAGACAUAUUAGAUCUGUUCAUUCAAAUGAAAGACCAUUUCCAUGUACUCUUUGUGAGAAGAAGUUUAGUAGAAGUGAUAAUUUAUCUCAACAUCUAAAGACGCACAAGAAACACGGUGAUUUCUAA
This is a messenger RNA of Arxiozyma heterogenica, 2298 nucleotides long. RefSeq names its product stress-responsive transcriptional activator MSN4 (gene MSN4). Lineage: Eukaryota; Fungi; Ascomycota; Saccharomycetes; Saccharomycetales; Saccharomycetaceae. The record is from RefSeq and is a predicted model, not a curated record. The transcript has a single exon. Bases 1 to 2298 code for a protein of 765 amino acids.